UGUAACGAUACGCAUAUUCGCAUUGAACCGUUCGGUACGAGGCUUUCGGGUCGGGACGCGGUAAGCAUUAUGUAUCGAACGAUUCGUUGGACUAAUUAAUAGAAAAUAAAAAGUGUGUGGAAAUAUAAUGUUAUGCGUUCAACAAGGUAGCACAAAACGACGUAACAGGCAACGCCCCUCCCACCCCCGAAAAAAACAACAACACUAACACUACGUUACUCAGUCAGUCAGGCGUACGCGCUGAAGGUUCGUUGCAAAAUGUCGAAUGCGUUUAACAGACCAGAAAUAGAAGAUCCUCCAAUAACCAACAGGUCUGGUGUUUGGGUGCACUUUGGAUUCCCUGUAAGCUAUGAUGGUGAUGGCAAGAGAGUCGUGGAUAAAAAAACAACGGUAUGUCGCAUCUGCUACACGACAAUAGGUUACACCAGCGGGAAUACUUCAAACAUGUCAACUCAUUUACGCCGACAUCACCCCAGUGUGUCAGUAUCUGGAACAAGACGAAAAAAAAACAGAAACAUACACGCCACAAACUAUCCCCGCAGCAUUCAGACAGACAUAUCCAACUGAUUCAAACAGGGCAAAAGACAUCACCGCGGCGAUUGGUACAUUUAUAGCCGCGGAUAUGAGACCUUACUCCGUAGUGGAAAACGCAGGUUUUAAGAACAUGCUUCAUGUAAUUGAGCCCCGUUACAAUAUUCCUUCACGAGCCCAUUUCAGUCAGACCGUAAUUCCUGCUUUGUACCAAAAAACAAAAGCCCAAAUAGAGAACCAAUUGGCCAAAGCAGCAGCGGUUGCGCUGACAACAGACGGCUGGACGUCAAGGGCUACACAAAGCUACCUUACUGUAACGGCACAUUUCAUUACCGAUGAAUGGGAGCUGAAAAGCCACGUUCUUCAGACACGCCCCCUUGAGAGUCACACGAGUGAGGAUUUGGCCAAAGGGAUGACAGAAGCAGUGGAAGUGUGGAAGUUGGAGAGAGAUAAUGUAACUAUUCCUGUAACUACUGACAAUGCCAGGAAUAUAGUUAAUGCAGUUGUUGGAGCUGCUGGACUUGGACCACAAAUAGGGUGCUUUGCCCAUGUCAUUAAUCUAGCAUCUCAGAAAGCAAUGGCAGUGCAGCAGAUCUCUCGCCUCCUAGCAAAGAUCAGAAAGAUUGUGACAUUUUUUCACAGAAGCACAACAGCGGCCCAUGUGUUGAAGACAAAACAGGAGUUGCUGCAGCUUCCUGUUCACAAACUCAUCCAAGAUAUGCCAACUAGAUGGAAUUCAAGCUAUGAUAUGAUUGAAAGAUAUAUUGAACAGCAGGCUGCAGUGUAUUCUGCAAUAACAGACAAAUCUGUGAAGAAAAAUGUUAAAGACAUUAUGACUUUGUCUGAAAACGACAUGAGACUAGCUGAGAAUGUCAUCACAGUUUUGAGACCGUUAAAAACAGUGACAACCCUUAUGUGCACCGAGUCCUCUCCAUCUGCGUCCAUGGUCCUUCCUAUGAAAAUGAUGAUCCUGAUGUCCAUGGUACUGUCUGAUGAUGACAGCCCAGCAGUGAAGGAUGUCAAAACAGCCAUCAAAAAUGACCUGCAGCAGCGAUACACAGCACCUGAUCUUCAAGAAUACCUACACAAGAGCACAGCUUUGGAUCCACGUUUUAAAUCACUGCAACACUUGGAUGCUACUACUCGCCUGAAAGUCUAUGAAGCUUUAACCACAGAGAUUGAGCAAGCUAUAGGCCCCACAGAGCCAGCAACCUCCAUGGAGUCUCAGACAGUGGACUUGGAGCCCUCAACAUCACCUCCAAAAGAAAAGAAAUCAGCCAUGACUGAACUUUUUGGAGGAAUGUUCAUGACCCAUCAUCAUGAGCCAAACCCCAAAUCUGUGGCCAAAAUUGCAGAGGAGGAAAUGAAAUUGUUCACGGCAGUGGACUCUAUUCCCCUGGAUGCAGAUCCACUGAAAUGGUGGAAAGCCCAUGAGCACGAAUACCCUCAUCUUGCCAUGUUGGCACGACGUUACUUGGCUGUGCCUGGAACCUCUGUCCCUAGUGAGAGGGUGUUUUCCACUGCUGGAGACAUUGUCACAUCAAGCAGAUCUGUGCUGUCCACAGAAAAUGUGGACACUCUCAUCUUUCUGAAGAAAAACUUAAAAAUUGAGUAAAAACACACUCCAUAUAAAGAGUUAUAGAGUUCUAUAUAAAAACAAAAUUUUUAUUUUCUUUCUAUUUGUUCAUACAUAUAAUGUUACAUUUUCAUUUUUUUAUAAGGAGCUGUUUUUGUUUAAUACAGUAUGCAGGUAAGAAAACACCAAAGAAAAUGGGUAAAGCUCCAUUAUUGUUCAAUGUAAAAAAUAAAUAAAUCAUACUUUGUUAGUUUUAAUUAAUAAAACAAUUUUAAAAAAUCAAGGAAAUGUAUCUGGCAAUUGUUUCUUUUUGCUAUAUCUGAAACGCACCGAACCGCACCGCGACACCAGUGUAUUGUGUCGAACCGUACCGUGAAUUUUGUGAACCGUUACACCC
This is a messenger RNA of Paramisgurnus dabryanus, 2504 nucleotides long. The record is from RefSeq and is a predicted model, not a curated record. Lineage: Eukaryota; Metazoa; Chordata; Actinopteri; Cypriniformes; Cobitidae.